AUGAACUUCCUAACGCGUCUUUUAAAGCGCAACAAACCACAAGACAAUGAUUCAGACGAGCAAGUGGCGGCUCGAAAACUUUCUAGAUCAUCGACGACAUAUACGCAACCAAAGCGUCGCAUAUAUGUCAACACACCAUUACCCUCAAGUGAACUGGAUCAGAAUGGCGAACCGUUAGCAGUCUACGUACCAAACAAAAUCCGGACUGCGAAAUACACGCUGUUCACAUUCUUGCCGAAAAAUUUGUUCGAACAAUUUCGUAGAGUGGCAAAUGUGUUUUUCUUAUUUUUGGUGGUGUUGCAGUUAGUGCCGGCAAUUGGUGGUGAUAAUUCCGUAUUUAUGGUGGUUUCCCCGUUGGCGUCGAUCAUCAUCAUCACAGGGAUUAAAGAUGCUUUCGAAGAUUAUAAACGGAGAACUCAGGAUAAUUUACUGAAUCGGUCGAUUACACAGAAGUUGACUGGGUGGAAUAAUGUGAAUGUUGGUGCGUCUGAUGGCACUCGUAAAAAAUAUUUGAAAAGGAUUUUUAGUAGUUUGUUGAGUUUCCUAGGCUACAGAAUUGGGGGAGGGCGAGGAGAUAAUAAAACUCAAAGGCAGGGAUCAACAGGCAAAGAUAUACCAACAAUCACAAUAAAUGAAAAUAACCCAACAAGUGCACGAUGGACUCCAAGUCGUUGGCAAGACGUAAGAGUUGGCGACCUCGUAAAAUUAAAAAAUGACGAAGCAGUUCCAGCCGACAUGAUAAUCCUUUCAACAAGUGAACCAGACGGUCUUUGCUACGUUGAAACAAAAAAUCUGGACGGAGAAACAAAUCUUAAAGUUCGGCAUGCUGUCCCGUCAACCUCACAUGUAGUUUCAGAGAGUGAUUGUGAGAAUGUCCAUUUUUACGUUGAAUCUGAGCCACCACACUCGAAUCUCUAUUCUUAUACAGGAGCGUUGCAUGUCAUCUCUGAUAAUAAUCGUAUUAGCAAUUUCAGUGAUCUUAUUGUGGUCGAAGAGCAACCUGCUGCUGCUGUAAAAGUUGAACCUGUAUCUAUUAAUGAUGUACUUUUGCGAGGAUGUAUCUUAAGAAAUACUGAGUGGGUGAUUGGGUUGGUGUUGUUUACUGGUACUGAUACAAAAAUUAUGUUGAAUUCUGGAGACACACCGAGUAAACGGAGUCGAAUUGAAGUUGAAACAGAUUUUCAUGUUACCAUGAACUUUAUAAUUUUAUUCUGUCUCUGCUUGGGCUCCUCGAUCGCUGACGCGUUGAACACAGCACAGUCAGAAAGUUCCGCCGAUUUUUUCGAAGACAACGGACCCAAUAAUACUCAAUCAUCGCUUGAAAGUGCUUUCAUGACCUUUUGGGUAUGCUUAAUUAUCUUUCAAAAUAUUGUGCCUAUUUCAUUAUACAUCACUAUUGAACUGGUCAAAUCGGUUCAGGCAUAUUUCAUUCACUCUGACGUUGAUAUAUACUAUGAGAAACUUGAUUACCCAUGUACGCCAAAAACCUGGAACAUUUCCGAUGACCUCGGCCAAAUAGAAUACAUCUUCUCGGAUAAGACAGGCACUUUAACACAGAACGUGAUGGAAUUCAAGAAAUGCACGAUCAACGGCGUUUCAUAUGGUAAAGGCGAAACGGACACGACUCGUGGUGCAAAACUACAACAGAAGCUAGAAGGAAGGAACUACGAUGCGGAUGACAAUAUAGAUCUCGAAAAAGAAAAAAAAUUAAUGUUGGAAGAGAUGAGCAAACUAUUUGACAAUCAAUACGUCUCGUCGAACGUCACAUUUAUUGAUUCAAACCUAUUUCACGAUCUAAAAAUAGAGAACCAACAGUCACGCGCAAUUCAUGAUUUCUUUUCAGCGCUCGCUCUUUGUCAUACUGUUCUUGCCGAUCGGCCUGAUCAAAAUAAUUCAUUCUUGAUUGAUUAUAAGGCUCAGUCGCCGGACGAGGCUGCUUUGGUGGGCGCUGCUCGUGAUGUAGGGUUCGUUUUUCUUGAUCGACAUCAAGAUACAUUAGUGAUUGAGGUGAUGGGUGAACAAAAGGAAUUCACGUUGUUGAAUGUGCUAGAAUUCAAUAGUACACGGAAACGUAUGUCGGUGAUUGUUAGGCCUCCAGAAGGUGGCGUGAUUUUGAUUUGUAAAGGUGCUGACAGUAUUAUUUAUGAGAGAUUGGAAAAAGGACGGGAUGAAACAUUAAAAGAAACUACAUUAGCAGAUUUAGAAGUCUUUGCCAAUGAAGGACUUCGAACAUUAUGUGUUGCAUAUCGAGUAAUAUCCGAUGAAGAAUACAAUACCUGGGCGCAAAAAUACGCUGAAGCCUCAUCCAGCAUAAACGACCGCGAAGAGAAAAUAGCAGAAGCAUGUGAACUAAUUGAGCAUUCACUCACACUAAUGGGUGGCACCGCAAUUGAAGAUCGUCUUCAAGAAGGCGUUCCUGAAUGUAUUGCAACCCUCGCACAAGCCGGAAUAAAAUUAUGGGUACUAACCGGUGACAAGACCGAAACAGCAAUAAAUAUAGGAUUCGCGUGUAAUCUCCUGCAAAAAGACAUGCAACUUAUCAUUGUUAAUGCAUCUGAUAAACAAAGUACCGCUAGUCAAUUACGUGAAGCACUAGAUACGGUGCUUGGUCCACAAUUAGAAAAAACGCAUGAUCGCCAUGCGUUGGUGAUUGAUGGGCUAACGUUAAAGUAUGCACUUAAUCCAGAGGUCAAAAAUUUAUUGCUGGAUGUGGGCAAACAGUGCCAGGCAGUGAUCUGUUGUCGUGUGAGUCCGUUACAGAAAGCACAGGUUGUUGAGUUGGUAAAAAAUGGUUUGAACGCCAUGACUUUGUCGAUUGGAGAUGGUGCUAAUGACGUUAGUAUGAUUCAAGAAGCAAACAUCGGUGUUGGUAUCGCUGGUGAAGAAGGUCGACAAGCAGCAAUGGCCGCUGAUUACGCGGUUGCACAAUUUCGAUACCUGACAAAACUUUUGUUGGUUCAUGGUCGUUGGUCGUAUCUUCGUAUUGCGGAGAUGAUUUCAUGUUUCUUUUACAAGAAUAUCGUGUGGACUAUCGCAUUGUUUUGGUUUCAAAUUUAUGCUGGGUAA
Molecule: messenger RNA, 3066 nt
Organism: Ambispora leptoticha
Lineage: Eukaryota; Fungi; Glomeromycota; Glomeromycetes; Archaeosporales; Ambisporaceae
Source: the annotation of a GenBank genome assembly